Molecule: messenger RNA, 4047 nt
Organism: Populus nigra (black poplar)
Lineage: Eukaryota; Viridiplantae; Streptophyta; Magnoliopsida; Malpighiales; Salicaceae
Product: TMV resistance protein N-like
Exons: 5
Coding region: 171-3782 (1203 amino acids)
Biological process (GO): signal transduction; defense response
Molecular function (GO): protein binding; ADP binding
Source: RefSeq, a predicted model, not a curated record
UUAACAAGAAGGGAUCAUGGAAAGACUAUGAUUAACAAGAAAGGUGGUGGGAAGGACAACAGAAGCCUCCAUUCUUCAUUACAUAUACAGCUAGAAACAGAGCAGUAUCAGUUUUAAUAGCUACAGAUCGGCACAAUCAAGCAAGGGUUGUGUCAGUUUUAAUAUAAUCAAUGGCUGCAACAAGCUCCAGAUGCAACACAACCUCUCCACCCUUUUCUCCUACCCAAAAUAACUGUAAAUGGACAUAUCAUGUGUUCCUGAGUUUCAGGGGUGAAGACACCCGCAAGAAAUUCACUGGUCAUUUAUACAGUGGCUUGAGUAGAUAUAAGCUUCUUGUUUUCAAGGAUGAUGAGAAGCUUGAGAAAGGAAAAGUGAUCGCACCAGAGCUCUUAAAAGCAAUUGAGCAGUCAAUGUUUUCAGUCAUUGUUCUUUCUAAGAACUACGCUUCUUCAUCUUGGUGCUUAGAUGAACUGGCUAAGAUUAUAGAAUGUGGUGAUCAAAAAGGGCAGAAGAUUUUUCCUGUGUUUUAUGAUGUUGACCCGUCAGACGUGAGGAAACAAACAGGGAGCUUUCAGGAUGACUUUGCAAAACAUGAAGAAAAGUACAGAGAGAACAUAGACAAGGUUAGAAAAUGGAGGGCUGCUAUGACACAGGUAGCCAAUCUAUCUGGAUGGACUUCGAAGAACAGGAACGAGUCAGAAAUAAUUGAAGAAAUUGUUCAAAAGAUAGAUUACGAAUUGAGUCAAACAUUCUCAAGUGUCAGCGAAGACUUAGUUGGAAUAGAUUCUCGAGUGAGAGUAGUGAGUGAUAUGUUAUUCGGAGGACAAAAUGAUGUUCGCAUUAUUGGGAUUUGUGGGAUGGGUGGCAUCGGUAAAAGCACCGUUGCCAGAGUGGUCUACGACAAGAUUAGGUGUGAAUUUGAAGGUAGCUGCUUCCUUGCAAAUGUCAGAGAAGGUUUUGAGAAACAUGGGGCAGUUCCAUUACAAAAGCAACUUCUUUCUGAGAUCCUAAGGGAAAAGAGCCCAAAGAUAUGGGAUCCAGAGAAAGGAAUCACUGAGAUAAAGAACAGGCUGCAAAAUAGAAAGGUGCUUGUCAUUCUUGAUGAUGUAGAUAAUCUAAAACAGCUGCAUUUCUUGGCUGUGGACUGGAAAUGGUUUCUUCCAGGGAGCCGAAUAAUCAUAACAAGUAGGGAUAAGAAUUUGUUGAGUACACAUGCAGUGGAUGGUAUAUAUGAGGCCGAGGAGUUAAAUGAUGAUGAUGCUCUUGUCCUAUUGAGUCGAAAAGCAUUCAAAAAAGACCAACCAAUAGAAGGUUACUGGGAGCUAUGCAAAAGUGUUCUAGGCCAUGCCAGGGGCCUUCCAUUAGCUGCUAGAGUCUUGGGUUCUUCUCUCUGUGGCAGAAGCAUGGAUUUUUGGGAAAGUUUCAUUAAGAGACUAAAUGAAAUUCCAAAUAGGGACGUCAUGGAUGUUCUAAAAAUAAGUUUUGAUGGAUUAGAGGAACUAGAGAAGAAAAUAUUCUUAGAUAUUGCUUGUUUCUUUAAGGGGAUGAAUAAAGAUCAAGUAACAAGGAUACUUAACCAAUGUGGUUUUCAUGCAAAUUAUGGAAUACAAAUUCUCCAAGAUAAAUCUCUCAUAUGUGUGUCAAAUGAUACAUUGUCGAUGCAUGAUUUGUUACAAGCAAUGGGUAGAGAAGUUGUUCGUCAAGAAUCUACUGCAGAGCCGGGAAGGCGUAGUAGAUUAUGGGCAAGUAAAGAUGUCUUUCAUGUGCUCGGGAAAAACACGGGGACAGAAGAAAUAGAAAGCAUAGCCCUGGACUGGCAUAACCCAGAAGAUGUGGAAGGCACAAUGCUAAAAACCAAAAGGUCAGCAUGGAACACGGGAGUCUUCUCAAAAAUGAGCAGGCUAAGGUUGCUCAGAAUUCGUAAUGCAUGCUUUGAUUCAGGACCGGAAUAUCUGUCUAACGAGUUACGGUUUCUUGAAUGGCGUAAUUAUCCCUCAAAAUCUUUGCCAUCCUGUUUCCAGCCAGAAAAUCUUGUUGAAGUUCACAUGUGUUACAGUAACUUGCGACAACGUUGGCUUGGAAAUAAGAUUCUUGACAGUUUGAUAGUCAUGGAUCUCAGUUACUCCGAAUAUUUAACCAAGACCCCUGAUUUCACUGGGAUUCCGAAUCUUGAGAGGUUGAUUCUAAAGGGUUGUCGAAGGCUGUCUGAGGUCCAUUCAUCAAUUGGUCAUCACAAUAAGCUGAUUUAUGUGAAUUUAAUAGACUGCAAAAGUAUUACAAGUCUCCCAAGUAGAAUAAGUGGUUUAAAGUUGCUAGAAGAACUUCAUCUCUCUGGCUGCUCAAAACUGAAAGAGUUUCCAGAAAUUGUGGGAAAUAAAAAAUGUUUGCGGAAGCUUUGUUUAGAUCAGACUAGCAUUGAAGAACUGCCCCUAUCAAUACAAUAUUUGGUUGGCCUAAUUUCAUUGAGCCUCAAAGACUGUAAGAAACUUGCUCGUCUUCCAAGCAGCAUAAAUGGUUUAAAGUCCCUCAAAACUCUCCAUCUAUCUGGCUGCUCUGAACUUGAGAAUCUGCCAGAGAAUUUGGGGCAGUUGGAAUGUCUGAACGAGCUUGAUGUUAGUGGAACUGCCAUAAGAGAACCACCAGUCUCCAUUUUUUCCCUGAAGAAUCUUAAAAAAUUGUCUUUUCAUGGAUGCGCGGAAUCUUCGAGGUCCACCACAAAUAUUUUGCAGCGUUUAAUGUUUCCACUGAUGCCAAGAAGAAGAGCAACCUCAACAACUCUGGUGUUACCUUCUUUAUCAGGUUUAUCUUCUCUAACAAAGCUGGAUCUAAGUAAUUGCAAUCUUGGGGAAGGAGCAGUACCCAAUGAUAUUGGCUACUUGUCCUCCUUAAGGCAUUUGGAUCUAAGCUGUAAUAAAUUUGUUAGCCUGCCUACAAGCAUCGAUCAACUUUCAGGACUUCAAUUUCUUCGCAUGGAAGAUUGCAAGAUGCUUCAAUCACUCCCUGAACUUCCAUCAAACCUCGAAGAGUUCAGAGUCAACGGUUGUACAUCAUUAGAAAAAAUGCAAUUUUCAAGAAAGCUAUGCCAAUUGAAUUAUCUGAGAUAUCUCUUUAUAAAUUGCUGGAGAUUGUCUGAGAGUGAUUGCUGGAAUAACAUGUUUCCUACCCUGCUCAGAAAAUGCUUUCAGGGCCCUCCUAAUUUAAUCGAGUCAUUUAGUGUCAUUAUUCCUGGAAGUGAAAUUCCAACUUGGUUCAGCCAUCAGAGUGAGGGAUCAUCAGUGAGUGUACAAACACCUCCCCAUUCCCAUGAAAAUGAUGAGUGGUUGGGAUAUGCUCUAUGUGCUUCUUUGGGAUAUCCUGAUUUCCCACCUAACGUAUUUCGAAGUCCUAUGCAAUGUUUCUUUAACGGCGAUGGAAAUGAGUCGGAAAGCAUUUAUGUGAGAUUGAAACCGUGUGAGAUUUUGUCAGAUCACCUUUGGUUUCUGUAUUUCCCUUCUCGUUUCAAAAGAUUCGACCGUCACGUUAGGUUCAGGUUUGAAGACCACUGUUCUCAAACAAAGGUGAUCAAGUGUGGAGUUCGUCUUGUAUACCAGCAAGAUGUUGAAGAGUUAAACCGGAUGACAAAUCUAUAUGAGAACUCAACUUUCGAGGGUGUUGAUGAAUGUUUUCAAGAAUCUGGUGGCGCCCUGGUGAAACGACUCGGUCAUACUAAUGAUGGUGGAGAGGCCAGCGGAAGUGUUAGUUCUGAUGAGCAGCCCCCCACCAAAAAGCUGAAACAAAUAUAGCAGAAGUUGCACUUGCAUGCGCUUACACUCAUGGCGGCAGGUAUGUUUUCUAAAUUUCCUAGUUUAAAAUUAUUUGUAAUUCAUUCUCCAAAUUCAUAGCAGAAGUUGUUCAUAACCGUAGGUGGUAUAUUCUUCUUCUAAUAUACAAACAAUAUAAAUUCUAUAUAUUAUUGAUCUUCGUCGUGGUUUGACUGCUACCAAUGGCAACGAAAACAUUAGCAAAUGAAAGGUCUCAUCACUAAGAGUUUAUUCAUAUCAAAUUUGG